Messenger RNA from Anguilla rostrata (American eel), 4974 nucleotides. RefSeq names its product epsin-1-like. The transcript has 11 exons. Gene Ontology annotation, molecular function: phospholipid binding; clathrin binding. The coding region runs from base 251 to 1753 and encodes 500 amino acids. Lineage: Eukaryota; Metazoa; Chordata; Actinopteri; Anguilliformes; Anguillidae. The record is from RefSeq and is a predicted model, not a curated record. Gene Ontology annotation, biological process: endocytosis. Gene Ontology annotation, cellular component: clathrin vesicle coat; endosome; plasma membrane.
UGAAGGGAAGCGGAAGUUCCGCCAUCUCUGGAUCUGAUCUCUGUAGUAAGCUUCAUUCCAGGGAGCAUCUUCUACUGCGGGUUUCCUUUCCCAGAUUUUUGGGGCUUGGGCCCAAUGUCAUCCUGGAGAGGGGCGCAGAGCAUGAGCCAGAGCACUCAGUGAAUGAGCGGUGCCCAGGAAAGCCAUUCCCACCAUCCCCACAUUCCAGCUUGAACAGACCUCAUUAGUGCUACACGUUCACCCGGUCACCAUGUCGACCUCAAUGCUACGCCGGCAGCUGAAGAACAUUGUUCAGAACUUCUCUGAGGCAGAGAUCAAGGUAAGGGAAGCGACCUCCAAUGACCCCUGGGGCCCAUCCAGCUCUCUGAUGGCUGAAAUUUCCGACCUGACCUACAAUGUUGUGGCCUGCUCUGAAAUCAUGACCAUGGUGUGGAAACGCCUCAACGACAGUGGGAAGAACUGGAGGCAUGUCUAUAAGGCCAUGACUCUGCUGGAUUACCUGCUAAAGACGGGCUCUGACCGUGUGGCCCAGCAGUGCAACGAGAACAUCUACGUUCUGCAGACUCUGAGGGAAUUCCAGUUCAUCGACAGGGAUGGCAAAGACCAGGGUGUGAACGUGAGGGAGAAGGCGAAGCAGCUAGUCACUCUGCUGAAAGAUGAAGAGAAGCUAAAGGAAGAGAGAGCCCAGGCACUGAAGACCAAAGAGAAGAUGGCACAGACCACCAGUGCCUCCUCCACGUCUCCGGCCCCAGCCCUGAGCUUGGCUAACCGGCCGGGCGGUCUCCAGCUGGGCGGAGUUGCAUCCCUGAUCAAAGCGCCUGAGUCACAGGCGGCUGGGGACGAGACCAAGAGCAAGGAGGAAGCUGACCAGGCCCCGCAGACUGAGGGGGGGUCCUCCAAUCUGUGGGGAGCCCCGGCCGCUCCCGCCGACUCCUCUGCCCCGCCCGCCGGCUCAGACCCCUGGGGCGGGCCCACCUCCUCGCCCCCCGCGAACUCCGACCCCUGGGGCAGAUCCGCCUCUUCUCCCCCGGGGGAGUCGGACCCCUGGGGCGACGGGGGUACCGCUGCGAACACCUCCUCUGACCCGUGGGGAGAUUCGUCCAAAGCGAGCAACGACCCAUGGGGCUCCUCCGCGGCUGUCAGUCCGCCCGGUGGGGACCCCUGGGGAGCUGGUACUGCAGCGGCCGGCGAUCCCUGGGGGACGGGCGGAGGGGCCCCAGCUGCUGACUCUACGACCUCUGACCCCUGGGGAGGCCCCGCAAAUGGCGCAGGAGACCAAAAGCUGAGUGAUGUCACUGCAGGGGGAGGCGGAGAGGAGGGUGGAGGCAGAGGAGGGGCCCCCGCGUCCUUGGACCUGUCUUCCAUAAGCGCUGCUCUCCCUGCCAAAAAAACGCCCGAGUCCUUCCUGGGCGCUAACGCGUCGCUGGUGGAUUUAGACUCCCUGAUCUCGUCCAAACCCAAACCCAAGCAGUCAGGCCCAUCCAUGGCCUCCAUGGUCACCAAGCCCAGCCCUUUCACGCAGUCGCAGGGCUCCUCUCCUGCCCCAGCCAUGGCUGUUACCUCAGUCAGUGCCAUUUUCGGGCUAGGGGCGUCCCCCGCUGCUCCCCUUACAUCCAGCCCUUUUGGUUCAACCCCCUUGUCCUCAGUCUCUCCACUAGCCUCCUAUUUUGGGCCAGGCCACCUCCACACUGUCGCCCAGGCGUCCCCUUCCACUUCUGGAAAGUUCCGGACUGCGCCUGAAAAGGGAGCUUAGACGACUCCUCAAGCGAGGAGCAGGCUGGCCGCUUUGGCUCUCCUCACAGAGGGACCUCCCCCUCGGCCAUACGCCUGUCACAGGUGGAGGAGUCGUGGAGCUGUGCCAGGCUGUUUUUUUUGAGGCAGGGGCGUUCGGGUGGAGACGGGCAGAGUGGUACGAGACAGAGCAGUAACCACCGGUCCUUUCAUUUGAAUUCACUCCCUCACCCCUGCCCAUCACCCCCCCCCCCUCCCUCCCCAUGCCUUCCUCCAUCAUCACCGUUUGUCUGGAAGCCUUAUCCGUUAAACUCAGUAUUUUUAAAAAACAGUAACUGAGCAACAUUGAACCCAAUUUUUUCCUUUAUUUAAAUGAAAAGCAUUUCAUGAAAUGCGUUUCUUUGCAGCGUGGGAUACUGGGUAGCCAACAGAGCAUUAGCGCGUUCUGCUAGCCCUUCUGAAAACACACAAAAGUAAGGAACAUGGCAUGCUGCUAUUACUGGGCUGGUAGGGGGAAGGAAUUUAGGAAGUUGAACCGCAAAAAAAAAUAGAUUUUCUCAAAAAGCACAAACAUUUCCCUAAAAUCCUGCUGUCACACAAAAACGAAGUAUGCUAUCACGUACAAAGGAAAAGUGAUCAGAAAGAUGGAUUUAAGCAGCAUUCAUUAAAAAAACACACACACGGAAGCCCAUGUAAGCUCAAAAUCAGCAGUAUGAUACACUGUAUAAAAAGUCCGAUUUCUGAAUAAUGCCUUUAAGCUCCUGGGAAAACUUCAGUUCAGUCCCAAACCUCUUUCCUGACUGAGUGCUUAUAAUAGGAGCUCUGGCGACACUCAGCUGUUGAUACAGUCACAGGAGGCGGCCAGCAGAAUUGUUUACUCUCUAAAUCAGUCUCUAAUUGGCUCAGAUCACCCAGCUGGGUUGUAGAUUCAGUUUGUCUCUCUGUGUAGGCAUGCAAUUUGUGAAUGCUGAUUAUUCCGUUUUAAAUAUGUCACUUUGCCGGAAACUUCCCUCUCACUCCCCAUGGGCUGGAAGUAGCACCUCGAAGUUCUUAAACCCUGAGUAAAAAGUCAGCGCAUGUAUUUGUGAGCCAGUUGAGCAGUUUGGAAAGUUCAGCCGAAUUCAGACCUGCAAUUUAGCGAGUGUUCUGCAUAACUCAUUUGAAUGAGAGACUUCGGCAGAAAACGUACUAAAGGGUGGGACUGAAUUCGCCUUGUGUUCAGUUAACUUUAACAGUGUUUAUGUAAUGCAGUCCGAUAUGUGCUGUACCAGUUAAAGUACUUUAAUCAGAGUUCAUUGAAUGCUGUAAGUUUUUCUGCGUACCCAAUGUUAUCACUGAGCAUAGCUGUUUACUGUCCAAUUCUGUGAAACCCCAGUCUGGUGUCGAAGCAAUGGUUGAGGUAGAAGGGGUAAAAUAAUAUCAAUUUUUAAGAGGUUUUCCUGGAAGAACCUGUGCAGUGUCUGUGGUAUCAGACGUUGACUGUAGACAUUGUAACUUUAGAAGCAUGACUGAACAUUAACUCGAUACUCAGGAUGCACAGGCCUCCAAAUAGCGCUAAGCCACAAGGUCUGGGCGAGUCGUCAUCGCUGGAGUAAAGGCGAUGAAGGUCACGUUCAAAUCCCCGUCUCCCAUAUGGGUAUAACCAUACAACUCGGGUUAACGGUUGCUAUGGUUUGAGAUCCAUUAAAAACCCCCUGGGGACGUCAGAGUCAGCCUGACCGCAAUCUGACCGCGUAUCUGACCAUGUACAAUUUCAGCGGCAGUUGCACGGUCAGCAGUUGGCAGAGGGGGUCCGUCACGGAAAAGCGUCAAGGUUAUGUUUCAUGCAUAUUAUACAACAUCGGAUGAUUGAUUCCGAGCGGCAUCUGGUCCAGUCAUCAUGUAAAUGAGCUGACUUUUAAUCUUAUGUCAUGCAUUUUCUUCUUUCUGUACUUCUUUCUGGAAACAAAUUAGUUUCAUGUUUAAUCAUUAACUUUUCGCAUGGAUUCAGCUUCUGUUAAAAAUGACGUUUGGUGAUCGUCUGUGACUUUGUCUGUGUGUUGGAAGUGUAUUUGCUUUCGUUAUGUUGUGUGGUUAAUGUUAGGGUCCCACAGUGCCUGUAGACACUGGGAUUUAAAACUCUGGAGGACCUGGAAUUCAUGUUUUGUUUUUGUUUUUUUUUACUCAAAUCUGUCCUUUUUUUCCUUGUCAUUCUUCAGUCUCAUUCUUUGUGUCUUGUACAGUGUUUCUGCCCUUAGUCCUGCUGCACUGAUGAGCGUGGCUUACGAUUCGCCACUACUAAUGACCUACGUGCUAAUGGCAGCCGCAUGCUCUCCAGCAACCCCAAUGUUGUGGCUACCCUGAAAACUCACUGUCAUUAAUCUCUUUAGCCUUUUACCAGGGAAAGCCACUGGGGGACGUUCAAAGCAGGGCUUUCAGUUCAUGCUUGUGUGUGUGCAGAGCACCUGCUGUCAUAGAGGAAGUUGAGGAACACCCGCCAGAAAUAAAAUACAGAAGGCAUUGCCCUAGACCUGUCCUUUCUGCUAUUGAUUAUCUGAGGUAACCAGCUGAAAUUUGGGCCUCGAAGCAAUUUUCGCAAUUAUUGGACUUCCUUCUGAACAAAAUUCAUAAAAUGGGAUUGACGGGGGUGGUUUUGUAGUGUGUGAUGCAGGUUCAAAUCCCAGGUGGGGCAUUGCUGCUCUGUUCUGUUGCUAUGCAGGGAUGACACCCAGGUUUGAAUGAAUGCAAAGUGCAUGUGCUCUGCCACCUCCUGCAUUGGUUGAUUGUCUUUAUGGUAUUGAGCACUGACCAGAAUAUGGACAUCCCCCCCCCCCGUUAAAUGUAUUGGAAGUUUUUUUUUUUUUUUUUUAAACAUUAUUGCAAAACAUAAUAUAUUUAUUUAUGGUUGUUACUUUUUGAUAUAAAAUAUCCAUGGGAACACACUUUGAAUUUGUUUGUUUGUUUAUUUAUUUAUUUAUUUAUUUAUUUAUUUAUUUGUUUGUUUGUUUGUUUGUUUGUUUGUUUAUCUGUUUGUUUAUUUAUUUAUUUAUUUAAAAUGACAUAAGCAGGAACAUCCAAGAAGAAACUAAAGCAAUCAGAAUAGACUUUAGGGGACUGGAACAAAUCCAUGCUGUUAUUUUUCCAUUAUAGUUUUGAUAAUUAUUUUGUACAGAGAAUGAGGCUAUUUAUUUAUUUUGUUGAAUCACCUUUCUGUGUUAACUGUGAAAAUACACAUUUGAGAAAUAAAAUGAAAAGUAAAAAGGA